CCGCCCUCUUGCUGUUUGCACACGCCCACACACCAAACCAAAUGUGUUAUCGCUAGUGUCGGACUAGGAGUGGUUGGUUUCUUUUAAUUAUUGAAGUCGUGCGUUCAGCCUUUAUUUGAGGUGGAUCUUCAAUUGAGGUAGGCUGCACGAACAAAAUGAGCUUGUGGUUUUGAAGGCGGCAUUUGGUAGAGGCGUCGCAAUGGCGAACGGACUUAAAACAACAUUAACACGGCUUUGUAGAUAUCUGCAGGAUCCGUACCAUGUGGCGAGAUUCCAACAGCUUUGUGGGGUGAAAGGAACGUUUCCCCCACAGAACACGACUGAGGACGAUUUAACGUCCAAUGGUGUCUGCGUGAAGCAGGGCCUACGUGAAGAGGAUGUUGGCCCCAAGCAAAGAAAUACAGCCUCAAAUAGAUUGGAACAGAAUGACUGUUCUAAGGGGUUGCUUAAAGGGGAGGCUGGAUCCGUUGCUGCUGAUGAACCAAACGCAGGUAGUGAUUUGGACAGAAGGAUAGAAACUGGCCAUAGAAUGGCUGGCCAGCAAUUUGAAUUAGGUAAUGACGAGAAGACGGGGGUUUCAAUGAAAAGGGCAAAACCUCUGCGUAAGAACUCUUUGACUGGCGAAGUAGGCCAGGAGUUUAUUAUAAACAAUCCGUUUUUGUUCUAUCUUUUCACAUUUGGAACUGAGCUGGGCAACGAGAUGUUCUUCAUAGUUUUCUUUCCCUUUCUCAUGUGGAAUGUUGAUGCUUUUGUAAGCAGACAACUAAUAGUGGUAUGGAUUUGGAAUCUCUUCUUCGGUCAGUGCGCCAAAGACCUUAUCCGCUGGACGCGACCGACAUCGCCACCCGUAGUUAAGGUGGAGAUAUUUUACAAUUUGGAGUACAGUAUGCCAUCGACGCACGCUAUGUCCGGAACAGCCAUACCCUUUUGCCUCUUCUUACUCACUUAUGGACGCUGGCAGUACCCGUUCCUGAUUGGCUUAAGCGUGGCCAUCUGCUGGAGCAUCCUGGUCUGCAUAAGCAGAAUCUACAUGGGCAUGCACUCCAUUCUGGAGGUUAUCUCAGGCUUCCUCUUCAGUCUGUUGAUCCUGGCCUGCUUCAGACCAUAUUUGGCCCAGAUCGACAGCUUCUACCUGAUGAGCCCGUAUGCAUCGUUGGUCAUUGUUACCCUGCAUGUGAGCCUAGGUCUGCUGGCCUUCUCCCUGGAUUCCUGGAGCACCUCACGGGGCGACACCGCACAGGCCCUAGGCACUGGGGCUGGGGCUGCCUUAGCCUCCCACUUAAACUAUCAGCUGGGGCUGCUGGCUGACCCAGCCCUGUCGGCAUUACCACUAUACUUUCCAUCCCUCAGCACUGACCUACUGGUCCGCAUAGGACUGCGUCUCCUCAUCGGAGUAUCCUGCCUGCUCGCUGUUCGGGCGACCACGAAAGCAAUUACUGUUCCAUUGGUCUGCCGUGUGUUGAAGGUGCCUUGUGACAACGUUAGGGAGGCGCGACAGAACAUGAUGGUGGAGCUGCCGUAUCGCUAUGUUGUCUACGGCUCCAUCUCCUUUAGUUGUGUCUUUGUUGUGCCCCUUCUUUUCAGCUGCUUAAACAUUUCCUGAGAGCGUCUCUCCCUGAAUCAAAACAGAUCCUCCAUUAGGUUCAGGAUUGUUAUUGCCUUGUGCUGAGCAUAUUUGAGUUUUCUUUUUGGACCAGGAAACAUGGUUGGUAACACUUCACAUUAGGAUGCCCUUAUUCCUAGGUAAUUGGACUGUAAGAUCAAGCAAAACUAUAUUAUUGACAGUACAUGUUUUGGCAAUUUAAAUACACAUCAUAAUACUUGUUACUACAGGUAUUACAAAGUAGUAGAAAUUGGAAAUAUGAUGUUCCAAAUUGUUAUAAAUUCACAUUUGAUGACCUGGCCAUAAUUUAUACCAAAUCAAAUAUGCAGCUUGCAUGAACUUCAUGUAAACAUGGAUGUGCUUCUUACUGUAUAUUAUACGGUCUGACUGAGACCUUUGUACUUUUUUAUACUAGAGGUGCAUUGAGAGAUGGAGAUGGACAGGAUUAUAGUCCAAUUGGAACUGAAGGAAAUAGUAAAUCUUGCAUGGUGGCAGAUGUGAUUGGUAGUCGUACAGUGUAAAGUGCACUCAUACUUAAUAUCCAACUGUAAAUGUAAAAUGCAAAUGUAACUGUACUUCAUACAUUAAUUUUAUUUGCCAGUGAGUCCUCUUUAUCAAGAGCAAAAGCAGGUACUCAAAUAGUUAAAGACUGAUCCACCGAUCCAGGUAGUCCACUAGCUAGACCUGUAAAUGUAUUGUAAACCCCUUGAUAUCAUGGUUGUAGGAUGCCUAUAAUGAAAAUAUUAUGUAUUGAAGUGAUAGUGAUCAGAUCCAGUUGAAGUGGGGGUACGUCAUUUAGACUCAUGCUCAGCAGGACUGAAGCAGCAAACCACAUGGGACUAACACCAGAUCAGGGGCGUUACUGGGGCACAGGCCCCUAUUCAAAUCCUUUUUUUUCUUCCAAGCUUGCUGCGUACAAUGCACUACUAGGCUAUAGAAACUCCCCUUGCUUAACCUACUAUACAACAGAUACAUAUACUUCUGUGUGCAGGCUGCAGUGGCUAUUUGGCAAGCUCAGAAGAGCACGCUGACAUGGAACUGCGGGCAUCAAUUUAUGUUUUUGGUUAAACUGCUUUUGUUUUACAAGCGCUGAUUGGGAUACUGUGUUUAUUUUUCCUGGAUAAUCAAUAUAAAUGAAUGCACUGAAAAAUAAAGUAAGUUGUUAAAACUCAAACUUUAGAUUUUAUGGGGCACAGCGGAUUUAUACUGGGGCACACGUGUAAAAAGGGUCUAAUGGCGCCCCUGCACCAGAUGCAAUUAAAAUAAUGUAUUUGGUUCCUCAAAAUGCUUACCUAAUUAUUAGCAGGUGUCAAAAUCAACAAAGAGAAUAAUGUAGAAUGGACCACAUAUGAUUUGCACUGUACAUGUCCCUUCUAUCCUCGGACCAUGAUUUGUGUUAUA
Molecule: messenger RNA, 3004 nt
Organism: Hypomesus transpacificus
Lineage: Eukaryota; Metazoa; Chordata; Actinopteri; Osmeriformes; Osmeridae
Gene: sgpp1a
Product: sphingosine-1-phosphate phosphatase 1a
Exons: 3
Coding region: 200-1603 (467 amino acids)
Biological process (GO): phospholipid dephosphorylation; sphingosine metabolic process
Cellular component (GO): endoplasmic reticulum membrane
Molecular function (GO): sphingosine-1-phosphate phosphatase activity
Source: RefSeq, a predicted model, not a curated record